AUGAACUUCACAAAGAAACAAACCAGGUAUCGACUUUUUACAAAAGAAUUAUCCUAUCACUUGGAACUCAUUGAAGCAAAUGACACAACAGACCAAGGACAAAGUGUCAAUCCACAAGAUCUUAAAAGUACUAAGGAAGAGCUGCAAAAACUAAACAAACAGCUUUUUGAAUACAUUGAGAAAGUAAGGAACUUGGAACAAGAAAACAUAGUUACUGAAAAUGAGCUGAAACAACUGAAGCAAAGCCACAUUCAAGUGGAUAAAAUUUUUGAAGAUGAGAAAAUGAGAUUGGCUGCUGAACUUAAAGAAGAGAAGAGAAAGUGUGAGCAACUACAAGGAAAGAAUGUGGAGCUUGAAGGUAAAACUAAGGAGAACACUACGAACCUUACGAACACAAAAAAUCAAGUGGAGGAAAAAGAGAAAGAGUUAUCAGAGCUUACAGAUAAAUAUGCAAAGAUGGAGGCAACAAUAGUUUCUAUGGUGGAAAAACUCAAAUUCUACGAUGAAAUAAUCCAAGCAAUUUCCAAGAUCAAGAAGGAACAAGUGCUGAAAGAAGAGCUAGUUAAAGCCUACGAGAAGGAAACAAAAGAAGUCAAAAUAAAAAUAACAACCAUAGAAUCUGAGAUGAAAAUGUUGAAGGACAUCAAAACUGAGCUGGUAAAAAGUCAAACAGAGAAAGAAAUGCAAUACAACGAACAAAAGGAGGAGUAUAAGAAAACAGUAUCAGAGAAGAAGAAAGAGGUGGAGACAGUCAAGACAGACAUAAAGAGACAGAUCUCACAGUACAGAGGUCUGACAGAUGAGAAGAUUAAACUGGAUGAGGAAAUAAAAGAAUACAGGACUGUGCUGGAUGAAGGAGAAACUCACAUCAAGAGUCAAAAGAUGCUAAACUAUUUGGUAGUUUGCUAUAUCAACUAUAUUUAGCAAAUAUAACUCUUCUUAAUAAUAACUUCAUAAAUGUCAUAAUCAAACAUAUAAGAUGGUGUGUAUGUACCUAUAACAAAUUAAUAUAACUGAA
Messenger RNA from Boleophthalmus pectinirostris (great blue-spotted mudskipper), 1018 nucleotides. RefSeq names its product low molecular weight neuronal intermediate filament-like. The record is from RefSeq and is a predicted model, not a curated record. The coding region runs from base 1 to 924 and encodes 307 amino acids. Lineage: Eukaryota; Metazoa; Chordata; Actinopteri; Gobiiformes; Gobiidae. The transcript is spliced from 3 exons.